Messenger RNA from Tricharina praecox, 1284 nucleotides. RefSeq lists its product as uncharacterized. NCBI's taxonomy places the organism in Eukaryota, Fungi, Ascomycota, Pezizomycetes, Pezizales, Pyronemataceae. The coding region runs from base 316 to 1173 and encodes 285 amino acids. Gene Ontology annotation, molecular function: protein binding. The transcript is spliced from 4 exons. The record is from RefSeq and is a predicted model, not a curated record.
UUCAAAUUGACGUCGACUCUUCCCGGUCUGUUCAGCUCCACCCCACUCUCCCGCUCUCCAUUCUCUCUACCCUCUCGACAUCAUCCCUCGUCCCCCUCGUAGCAUCCAACGCUUCACCUCUCAUUCACUCUCCCACGCAUCCCCGCUCUCUCUCUAGCAAACUCGAACACUCACACCUCACGUUACCCCACUGCUCCCCUCACCUCCGUUAGAAGCUUUCGAAUAGCUAUAGCUGUCGCAAGGGAACCAAAUUCCCUCUUCCUCCUAACCCGGGGUGUUGAGCCGAAACCUACAACCGGUUCGGCCGAUAGCAGAAUGUCGGGUCCUUCCAAGCUGCGCCGUUCCGCACGGUCGCGACUAAAGGUGGAUUACACCAAAGGUCUCGGAGACGGCGAUGACGAUGACUACGCCGAUUCCAGUCAGGUUGGUGAUAGUGUCGCGCUGGCUGCUAAAACUGGAUCCGCUACUCGCCGAACCAUUGCUGCUAGUGCCAAAAUGCAAAACCAGGAUGUGAAAGUGGAGGGCGACGGAGAUGAGGAUUCGGACUAUGCCCGGCGACCCAAGAAGAAACCGAAAUUGGCUGUCGUCAAGCGCCAGAGGGUCAUUCUCAGCUAUGCAGAGAGGGUUGAGCUUAGGAUGAAGACUACUUGCUUUAUCUUCAAUAUCCCAUACAGCACGUUCGACAAAUGGCCUUUCUCUCUGAACCCGGAGCAGGACGGCGGCCCUUCCCUAUCAACCAUGCCGAACGAAGUCCUACUAUUGAUUUUUUCAUUCAGUAGAAGUGAUGAUCUUCUUUCCCUCAGAAAGACAUGCAAGCAUUUCAGGGCACUACUUAGGCACGAGAGCAUUUGGCGUGAAUCGCGCCUGAACUACCUCCCUCCACUUCCCAGCGAGCUCCCAACGCCGCUGCCAUUUGGUCUGACUGAAAUCAAGUUGUACCUACUCUCAUUCUCGAAGUCGUGUAGCCACUGCGGUCAAGUGGCGAAGCCGCAAGCAAGACCUCGAGUCUUCUACAACUGGGGCAUGCGCGGCUGCAAGGACUGCGUAAAGCAGUAUACCAUUUUACACAAGGACCUAAUGGCCUUGCUUUCGAAGAAGUGCGGUUUCGAUUUCCACGAACGAGAGGCGCUGGUCUCGACUCUGGAAUCGCACGAUCAUUCCAUGUGGAGAUAACAAAGUUCCUCACUCUGUGGAACAGUACCAUGGCAUGCUGGAUAAGUGGCGUUGGAGAGCUGCGGAUGCGAUCAUGCGCAACGAGAUAGACUUUCACUGUCACAAACGUCG